Talaromyces amestolkiae is the source of this 2298-nucleotide messenger RNA. RefSeq lists its product as uncharacterized. The record is from RefSeq and is a predicted model, not a curated record. Bases 1 to 2298 code for a protein of 765 amino acids. Gene Ontology annotation, biological process: protein ubiquitination; rescue of stalled cytosolic ribosome. Gene Ontology annotation, molecular function: ribosome binding; ubiquitin protein ligase activity. The transcript has 3 exons. NCBI's taxonomy places the organism in Eukaryota, Fungi, Ascomycota, Eurotiomycetes, Eurotiales, Trichocomaceae.
AUGGCCGACAACAAUCAAUCUGCGGGGCCACAAAACAAUCCCGCUGGCGGCGAACGCGGCGGUCGACGACGAGGAGGCGGACGCGGAGGAGCUUCUCACAACCCAAAUCGCACAGAUCACCGCCGAAACGAAGGACACAUUGAAGGUAGCGAACCCAGAAACUCCCGCGGUCGAAGUGGCAGAAGAGGACGAGGCCGUGGCGGCAACGAGCGCAACAACCCACCGCCAACCGCAACCUAUGGAGGUGGUGGGCAACCACCCGGUGAAAGCCCUGAUGGACCAGGCACCUCCGGUGACCACCCGACUGGAGAUGCCAUAAAGGGGGAGGGUGAAGCGACUGGCAAGCAGUUGGUUACAGCGGCCACGGACGAGCCUGACGACGGCGAAACUGAAUCGCCGUUUGUGAUAUUCACGGAUGAUCCUAAUAAACGUUUCGAGGACUUUACGAGCACCGAUUUAUCUCGGACUGAUACUAACUUGGGUAUCAAAUAUGAAAAAGACGAGAUUUACGAAGAUACUGUUAUUCUGUUGCGCUACAAUUGUCCGGAUAAGGAUUGCGAUGUUGCAUGCAUGGGGUGGCCGGAUUUGCAUCGUCACGUCAAGAGUAAGCAUGGAAGAUCUAUGUGUGAUCUGUGUACUCGGAAUAAAAAGGUCUUUACACACGAGCACGAGCUGUUCACUAUCGCGCAACUUCGCAAGCACGAAAAGUUUGGAGAUGAUACACCCGGCGCUAUUGACCAGAGUGGAUUUAAAGGCCACCCUGAAUGUGAAUUCUGUCACGAGCGCUUCUACGGGGAUGACGAGUUGUAUGCCCACUGCAGAGACAAGCACGAGCGAUGUCACAUCUGUGACCGACAGCCUGGCAAUCGCCAGCACCAAUACUAUAUCAACUAUGAUGCUCUCGAGGAGCACUUCCAGAGAGACCACUUUUUGUGUCUGGAUAAGGAGUGCUUAGAGAAGAAAUUCGUCGUUUUUGAGAGUCAGAUGGAUCUCAAAGCUCACCAAUUGGAAGCACAUCCCAAUGGACUUUCCAAAGAUGCUCGGCGCGAUGCCCGUACAGUAGACAUAUCUACAUUCGAUUACCGAGCACCCUAUCAACCAGGACGACGAGGCCGUGGCGGCCGAGAUGGCCGAGAUGGGCGAGAAGGACGUGGCGCUGGAAGAGGUCGCGAUCCCAAUGCAGAUUCACUUCCUCUCUCAAGCGCCCAACCAAUGCGAAGAGACGAAUUAGCCUACCAACGCCAGAUGGCCAUUCAAAGCGCGCAAUCCGUCUCUACUCGAAGCUUCGGUGGACAACUCACCGCGCGCGAGCCUGCGCCUACCCCCGCUCCUCGUUCCCCAGCUGGACCCCUACCCGGUCAAACCACCACCGCAGGCCCUCGUACUCCUGCAGCCCCCGUGAACGCCAUGGAGAACCUAAACCUAAACAACACCGCAAAUAUGGCCUCCCUCUCCCCUCAAGACCAAGCCCGCCGCCUCCGCCACGCUGCCGUCGUUGAGCGCGCAUCCAACCUCCUCGAAAACGACGCCUCCAAAAUCUCCGAAUUUCGCACCAAAGUCUCCAACUACCGCACCUCCCUCAUAACCGCCACCGAUCUCAUCGACUCCUUCUUCUCGAUGUUUGACACCCCAACCUCAGAACUAGGCAAACUAAUCAAGGAACUUGCCGAAAUCUACGAAGACGACUCUAAAAAGUCCUCUUUACUUUCAGCAUGGAAUAACUGGCGCGCCAUCAACGAGGAUUAUCCCGCCUUACCAGGCCCACCAGGCAUCCUCCCAGGACUUUCGUCCGGCACAACCGGCUCCGGCGGAAAACGCGUCCUGCGCCUCAAAUCGUCUACAGCGCAAUCGUCGCGCUCUGCGGUUGGUCGCGCCGGUAGUCUUUCUAGUGCGAGUAGUAGCACAAACCCAUUCCCGCCACUUUCCGCGCCAACAGCGGCCAAACGUGCAGUUGCCAAUGCGCCCGUCUGGACUAGUACGCCGCCUACCAGGCCCUCUGUGACGACCACAUCAUCAUACGCGCGCCCUGCACCUCGCGCAUCAACGGGUCCCGCGCCUCGAACGGCAGAUCGAAACGCGUUUCCGGCUCUUCCUGCAGCUCCCAAACCGAAUACGUUAAUGGCCGGCUUGACGCGCGGGACGGUGCGAUGGGAUGAUCGUCGGGGUCCGGCGCCGGCAGCUUGGGGUACUGAGACGUCGACGUCUGGUGCUUCGACGCCCGGAGAGGGUGAUGAGACUGUUGGAGGGAAGAAAGGGAAGGGGAAGAAGGGGAAACAGAUUUUGUUCCAGUUUGGAUAG